Messenger RNA from Coniophora puteana RWD-64-598 SS2, 1029 nucleotides. RefSeq lists its product as uncharacterized. The transcript is spliced from 9 exons. The record is from RefSeq and is a predicted model, not a curated record. The coding region runs from base 1 to 1029 and encodes 342 amino acids. Lineage: Eukaryota; Fungi; Basidiomycota; Agaricomycetes; Boletales; Coniophoraceae.
AUGUUUAAGAUCAGGGACCAAAAGUUCAACGCGACCCUCUCCCACCGAGUCCGACCCGACUCCGAGUCAGGGCGCGGAUCGGUGCUCGCCGGUGGCGGUGCUAUCGCCCGAGGUCAAAGACGGACCGACGCGCCCGUGCCGCUCCGUUCCGUUCCACCGACGCGCUCUGGGCUCUCGAAAAUUUGUUUUUCGAGGGUAUGUGGUGAUCUGCAUAACGAGUGCCUGUUGGAGGUAAGCAACCGCCUCCUCGACGAGGGCGCCGGCGGCUCCCCGCUUAUGUUAUCGAUCGAGAACAUGCUUAACUAUCAGGAACCGGUGUGGCGUAGGCGCAGCGCAGCGGACGAGGGAUCGCCGAGCAAGAGUGGUUUUGAUCUUGCCGACAUCGCAAUGCAGACCUGUAAACCGGUGGCUGGCAUCCUUCUCAUGGAACUCACGCUACAGCAGGCCGCUCGCUUGCCCAUUCAAAGACGAGACGGACCGACGCCUCCCAUGGACCGACGCCAUGGCGGCAUAAACCCCACCAUUCCAGCCUCAACGGGUUUCUCAGCUUCUCUUCCUCAGGGUAUCAUACGUCAUGAUUGCUACUGGGCCGAGUCUCACGAGAACAUUCAGGGUCAUAUGAAGAUCAACGUUAAGGUUGAGUUGUUCUGGGAGCCGAGCUUCGUGCACGACCUUCAUCGCGAAGUUGACGAAUAUGCUCGAUCCCAGCCACAUACCAUGAUGAAUGCCCAGCUCGAGGAAGCCCAGGCGACAAUGCCUUGUCCGGUCAAUGGUCACCGGUCACCGGUCAGACCGAAAGACAAUGGACAUUUACACUUCGCGUUCAGGCCUGUUGAACAGCGGACUAUCGCCCUCGAGCAGGUGAAAGCUCAUCCGAUAGCUAGGCACUCGUCCACCCGCUCGCUUUCGCCGCUACGGCCGAACCUCUUCGACUUUCAGGUCCACGAGACGCCCCAGACGCACCGGGCACCCUCCGAAGACCGUACAUCGCCGUAUUACAAAGCCACCCAUGCCUCGCAGGCCACAUGA